AAUAAACUAGCAACAAGGUUCUUACAAUAUCGACCUUAUCUAGUAGACCGUCACCGUUUCUCAACCUUUUGCAUUAUCUCUCUAAAAUACACAGAUCUAGAAAUCGGUCCUCGCUGUUCCAGAGAAAAGGAGAAAGAAAAGAUGGUAAAUCGGUGUCUACGGUUGAUUUAUCUGGUAGCUGCUAUCAUCUUACUUGUUGCAAUAUUAUUAUCAAGGGAUAAUAAAGAGUUCAGCUUCUACAAACUCAGCUUCCGAUGGCCACCUUCUGCAUGUAACCAGGGCAGUCUAAAGUGUUUACCGGAUACCCUUGGCUAUUUUACCAUCCAUGGUUUAUGGCCAAUGUAUGAGGAUGACAAGCAAGUGCCACCAUAUGAUCCCAAAAAGAACAAGUGCACCGAUGUCACUCCUACAGACCCCAAAGAUCUUUUGCCACUAUUAAAGUCCAUUGAAACGACUUUGCAAAAAUAUUGGCCAAACUAUAAGAACUAUGCAAAUAUAAACAUGUGUGCAGAGAGUUGGAAACACGAAUGGAAGGGACACGGAAUUUGUUCAGAUUAUCCGGCCGACGAGCCUUUGGAAUACUUCAGCGCUACCUUAUCACUUGCCCAAAAUUAUAAUUAUGAUCCAUUAAAAGGCACACAGGUUGUACCUCGAGAAGAGCCUUAUCCAGCGAGAGAGAUUGUGAAUGCUGUCAAAGAAAAAGUUAAAGCAACUCCCCAAAUUCAAUGCAACAAAAAGGACGGAACCCUCCAAUUGCUGGAAAUUCGUGUAUGUUUUGGUAAGGCAAAGCCUCUUACACCCAUCGACUGCCCACACACAUUUGACCCACAAGGCGUCUGUGGUGCAGACAUUGAAUAG
Messenger RNA from Theobroma umbraticum, 858 nucleotides. RefSeq names its product extracellular ribonuclease LE-like. Gene Ontology annotation, cellular component: extracellular region. Gene Ontology annotation, molecular function: ribonuclease T2 activity; RNA binding. Gene Ontology annotation, biological process: RNA catabolic process. The record is from RefSeq and is a predicted model, not a curated record. Lineage: Eukaryota; Viridiplantae; Streptophyta; Magnoliopsida; Malvales; Malvaceae.